AAAGCAACUCAUCUGCAGAGAACCAACAGAAACUACAAUUCGCGAUCGAGGAGGAGCUAAGGGAGACGCGAGAGAAAGAAGAUGGCGAUGGCCGUGAGCAAGCAAUGGACGCGGGUGCGCACGCUCGGCCGCGGCGCGUCGGGGGCGGAGGUGUUCCUGGCGGCGGACGACACGUCGGGCGAGCUGUUCGCGGUCAAGUCGGCGUGCGCGUCCGGCGCCGCGGCCCUCAGGAGGGAGCAGGCGGUGAUGGCCGGCUUGCGCUCCUCGCGCGUCGUCUCCUGCAUCGGCGGCCGCGCCGGACGCGACGGGUCGUACCAAGUCUUCCUUGAAUUUGCCCCCGGCGGCUCGCUCGCCGACGAGGUGGCCAAGAGCGGUGGCCUCGAUGAACCCGCCGUCCGGGCAUACGCCGCGGACGUGGCAGCCGGGCUCGUGUACCUCCACGGGGAGUCCAUGGUGCACGGUGACGUCAAGUCGAGGAACGUCGUGAUCGGCGCUGAUGGUCGCGCAAAGCUCGCGGAUUUCGGCUGCACGAGGAAGCUGUGCUCCGGCGGGAAGAUCAUCGGCGGCACGCCCGCGUUCAUGGCGCCGGAGGUUGCGCGUGGGGAGGAGCAGGGCCCAGCGGCCGACAUAUGGGCGCUCGGCUGCACGGUCGUCCAGAUGGCCACCGGCCGCGCCCCGUGGAGCGGCAUGGUUGGCGACGCGAUCGCCGUGAUGCACCGCAUCGCGUACACGGAUGCAGUUCCCGAGGUGCCGCAAUGGCUAUCUGCGGAGGCGAAGGACUUCCUGGGCAUGUGCUUGGUCAGGAAGGCCAGCGACCGGUGCACGGCGGCGCAGCUGCUGGAGCACCCGUUCUUGGCAUCCGCUGUCCCUGACGCCAAGCUGGAAACCGUGGAGGGCAAAUGGGUGUCGCCGAAGAGUACCCUGGACGCGGCAUUGUGGGAGUCGGACUCUGACAGCGACGAGGCCGAUGACGACGAUCUGUCGGACAACACGGCUGAGAGGAUCAUGGCAUUGGCCUGCCCCGCCGCGGCGCUCCCGGACUGGGACUCGGAGGAUGGCUGGAUCGACGUGCUCUCCGCAGCAUCAACCCAAACACAAGACGCGGUUGCCGUGCCGGCCGUGGAGACGGCUGCUGACCUGCACAGCACGAUCAGCCGCGAAGAAGCAAGCGGCGCAGAGACCGUCGUCCCCUGUAUCUCUGCUCAUAGUCAUAGGCAUAAGUCUCUGGAAGAAUUAGAUUGCCAAGAAUUACUAUGUAAACCAAUAUUCUGCAGCAAAAGCAGUGCAAUUGAUGUCGUUUCUGUGCACAAAACACUCUGCUCCGUACUGCACCUCUGUUUCUCUACUCAUAUUGCUUCCUCUACCCUGCAUUGCGACACGUUCGAUAAGUAAAUUCAGUGGAAAAAACGACAGGUUCGUUCAGGUAAUAACCACGGUAAGUCGGUAACGCCACGUCGCGUGGUCGUGACUGUGAUGG
Molecule: messenger RNA, 1477 nt
Organism: Lolium perenne
Lineage: Eukaryota; Viridiplantae; Streptophyta; Magnoliopsida; Poales; Poaceae
Product: mitogen-activated protein kinase kinase kinase 18-like
Biological process (GO): signal transduction; protein phosphorylation
Molecular function (GO): ATP binding; protein kinase activity
Source: RefSeq, a predicted model, not a curated record